Amoebophrya sp. A120 is the source of this 3683-nucleotide messenger RNA. Lineage: Eukaryota; Dinophyceae; Syndiniales; Amoebophryaceae. The record is from the annotation of a GenBank genome assembly.
GUGGUUCUGAAAAUGCUAUCGAAGUGGAAUCCAACGCGAAAUAACGCUCGGAUCCACAGUGGAAUUCUGAAGGAUACAGGACGAUCCGCGACGUGAAUGAAAAAGUUGCUAUCAUUUGCCGCAGCGACCUUACAAGGCCGGGAGCAAAGUGGUUGAUAUCUCACAUCACACAAUGAUCCAUCAGUUGUAACCUUAUGAAUUAUGCAGUCUCGCAUUCAACAUGGAUCCAGCAGUGGGUCCAGCAGCUCUACAGAACAGAAUGGUUUAUGAUCGAAAAAGCGAAGCAAAAGCGCAAGGGCAGAUAAAGCGAUUCACUCCCGGAUCAGAAAAUUUUACUACGUAGCUGCAGUUGGAAACAAGGUCCCUGGGUUCAUCUUUGCAAGAAAAUUUUUUUUGACACAGCGACAAAAGAAGCAUGAAUUCGACGGUUGACAACUACAUGAUCAGCGAGGGCAUAGAGUAGGUUUACCGCAGGUUGUUUGUUUAGGACGCACGUUGUCCGUGACAUCUAGAAGUGGGUAUAUAGCAUUUCUGCGUUUUUAGUUCGUUGAUAUUACUUCUGUUCCUUCUCGGCCCGCAAAUUUUAGACCAUGCCCAUCAAGACGAGCGAGACCGACCUCCAAGCGGAGUUGCGAACUCUGUUCGCAGAGCUUCCGUCUUUAGACCAAGCACGCCAGGCGUUCAGUUUCCCUGGGGGUGGGGAGGAUCCUGGUGCGGGUGACAACAAUCCAGGCACAAAAAAGAAGGCGAUGAAGAAGAAGAAGAGACAGGGUACUGUUUCCAGUACAACUGAAACCAACAGUACCGUUGCUGUUGCAGCGGUGGGUCGAGCGCCGAGUAAAAAGCAGGAUGUGAAGAUAACGGCAACAGUUACGGUGCCCUCAGUUGUUGUUUCCGAGGCAGCGUCAACAUCCAAGCUCCCCUCGUCCAUGAAGAAGUCCAAGAAGCGCAAAGCCGGGAAGAACGCGACCACGACCGGUGAGGACAAAGACAAAAAAGAUGGGAACCAAACAGCGAGAACCCAGCAUAAUGAAAAUAUUGCGGAACAAGCGAAGAUGAAAAACGCAACAGAGAAACCACCCGAACCGCCUUUGAAAAAGCAAAAGACGAAAGCACCAGUUACGAACACGACUGCCAGUAGGAGCGUUGCACCGAGUGUUAUCGUCGACCAACCGAAAGAACCCAAGGUUUCUGCGGUGUCCAGCUUACUCGCAUCCUUGAAAGCGAGGCAGAAUGGAGGUGCGCAGCCGACGGAGGUCGUAGCCGGUAGUGGUGCCGCGGACCAACCAGCGAUAUCUACUACUUUGGGAGGCCCAGGAGCCUCCACUGCAGGCGGCGGUGCAGAAGGUCGUGAUAAAAACGGCACACAGCAGCGUGAUCAACAACCUUCGGCGGGAGGAGAGACCGCGGGGAAGACGAAGAAGAACAAAAAUAAAGGAAAAAAUAAAAUUUCAAAGCAAGACGAAGAUGCCUCCGUCGGCGAAUCAACUCCAGCCGCGCCACAGCCUCAACUCUCCGCCAAACUGCAGGCCGCCAGGUUCCGGGAGUUGAACGAGCAGCUUUACACUUCCACCGGGCAAAACGCGUUGCGGUGGUGGAAAUCGCAGCCCCACUUGUUCGAAAAAUACCACGCAGGGUUUGCGGAGCAGGUGCGGAAAUGGCCCUCGAACCCGGUCGACGUGUUGAUUGAGUUUUUGGAAAAGAAAUUCUCGAUCUCGACUGCUUCAAACGGUACUAUGAGGACUAGUGGAGUUGUGGCGCAUGAUGACAGCGAUGAGGGUCGUCAUGCACGGGUGCAGGGCAAGAAGCAAGUUUCCUACGACGACCGAGACGACAUGUCGAUUGAAUCAGAAGAGGAAGAGGAGCUAGAAGAGGAAGAUUCUGCACUCUCUCAGUCUGACGCGGAAAUCCUGGGCGGGGAUUCGGAUGUAGAUUUGGACGAUGAAAUGUCAGAGGAGGAGGAGGAAGAGGGUCUUAGUUCAGACGAAGAUGCAGUGCUUUCCAAGAAAGAAAAGAACAAGGAGGGAACCAAGUCAGCAGCCGAUAGCGGCUCAGACGACGAGGCCGCGGGUCAGACCACUACUAGCAAAAAUAAGCAGGAGGGGACAUCAUUACCUUCUAGUAGUACUACUUCAUCCUUCUUCAACAUUACCGAUUUGGGAUGCGGCGAAGCGAAAAUCGCCAGACAGUUGGAAGGCCGGUUUGUGUCGAUCCAGAGUACUGGUGGUACAACCGGUGGUGGUUCAGAACAAGUAGAUCAGGUUUCGGGUCAGAAGGGCUCCACCAGAAAAAGCCAGGUCGUCACGAAGAAACAGAUCAAGGUUCACAACUUUGAUUUGGUCAGCAGGGAGAUCGAGAGAUCAUCGUCGUGUGAUGGUAAAAAUCUCAAAACCAAUUCCACCACUAUCAAGAUCCAGGCCGCAAAUAUCAACCAGCACGUGCCCCUCGCCACCGGUACCCAGGACGUUGUGAUUUUGUGCCUCGUAUCAAAUGCAAACAUCGAUCUGGGUCUGGAAGGAUGUUGCACUAAGGUUUGUCAUGCUUGUCUGGCAUAACCGAAAAGUUUGUGAUGCGUGGCCAAGAAGAGACCCUUUGGCCUGCCAUGCAAUAGAACGCAAUUUGUCAUGCGAAAAGCGCAAUACUAAGAAAGCCGCGACAAUAUUUCUCAUGCUUGGCUGUGCAUCACAGGGCAUUCACUAUUCCGAACGCAGCAUUACAAGUUUCCAAACCCAGAUGACAUGUUUACAGUUGAUACCUCGCGCUGAUGGGCACGGACUGUCUAAACGCGAUCAAGGAAGCGAGUCGGUUGUUGAAGCCGAAGACUAUCCUGUGCAAAAGUAUCGUACUCGUAGUAAUUGCAUUAAUGCAUUACAAAUUCAUUUCUCAAGUUAAAUCCGCAUUACAAAUUUCAUUUCUCAUGCUGAGGAAAUUUGUAAUGCAAUUUAUACUAAUACGAUGCUUUUGCACUGCAUAAAGACCGGUCUGUUGCUCAUCGCGGAGGUGCAGUCGCGGUUUCAGGAGUCCGGCGUGGAGAAAUUUGUCGCGGAUGUGGAAAAGAACGGAAACUGCUGGCGCAUGAAACAGCGGGAACAGAGCCGGUUGUUUGAGGAGAACUCAAACACGCACUUUUUUAUCAAGGGCUUCUACCGGUGGGGACUGUUUCUUGCAGGGAGUAAGGAAACGGCAGCUACUAGUAGUACAACUGGGGAAAAGCAAAAGGACGGAGCUUGUGCUGAAUCUGGAUCUACUGAUGUUCCCUGGAAGACGAAGGGUAACAGCAAAGGCAAAGGCAAGAAUCAUAUUAAAGGGCAAAACAAACCACAGGGCGGCGGAGGCAAGAAGGGGAAAGGUAAAGGAAAGGGUGGGAAGAACAAAAGUAAAGGCGGCAAGAGCUCCGACCAGGGAAACAAGGGGAAGCGCGCCGUCGGGAAAGGCAGUGGGGACAAAAAUGCUGGUUGGACCGCACCGAAAGCCUGCAUUUACAAGCGACGCUAAGUGGAGAUAGGAUAAUUUGAGGUGCGCUGUUUUUGUUGUGCAAAAUCAAAAAAGCAGCGCGCGAGGACGAACGGACCUCGUGCGCGAAAAAAGACGACAUACGAAUGUCUUCACAUGGAUGCAUCCUGCUCUAUUUUUCAAGAAAUCUAGAGCCAAAAAUAAAAAAUCAUUAAAUCGAUGAGGCUGGU